AUGGCGACGGAGCAGCCGCAGCGAAUUCCUUUGAGAGAGCGUAGACCCUCGACUUCGGCCCCGAUUGUAGACAUCGUCGGUUCUGUUGCUCCCAGUGGCAUCUCUCGGCCCAAACACAAGAGGACGUACACUGGUUUUGGCGCUGGCGAUCAAAAGAGUGUUGAGGCUUCGAUCCCUGAACCUCAGCGAGAGGCCUGGACCAAACAUCAGGUCAAAGGCUUCACCGACAAGGAUGGCUUUGAGAAAGAGGUUGUUCGCCAUGUCGAGACCACAUUGGCCCGUAGUCUGUACAACUGUGAUGAAGGGGCUGCAUAUUCAGCUGCUGCAUUAGCGUUCCGCGACCGCUUGAUCACUGCGUGGAACAAGACUCAGCAGCGUCAAACAUUGUCAGAUACCAAACGUGUCUACUACCUCAGUCUGGAAUUUUUGAUGGGACGUGCCAUGGACAAUGCCAUGCUCAACCUUGGACUGAAAGAUGUAGCAAAGGACGGUUUGAAGGACCUUGGCUUCCGCAUCGAGGAUAUUAUCGGACAAGAGCACGACGCUGCUUUGGGUAACGGUGGUCUUGGUCGACUUGCCGCUUGCUUCCUUGACAGCUUGGCAUCCCUCAAUUAUCCCGCCUGGGGCUAUGGGCUGAGAUACCGAUAUGGCAUCUUCAAGCAAGAGAUUAUCAACGGCUAUCAGGUCGAGGUCCCAGAUUACUGGCUUGACUUUAAUCCUUGGGAGUUCCCUCGCCACGAUGUUACUGUUGAUAUCCAAUUCUAUGGACAAGUUCGCAAGUCGCAAGACGAGAACGGCAAGCCUGUGGCUCACUGGGAGGGCGGAGAGAUUGUCACCGCUGUGGCCUAUGACGUGCCGAUUCCAGGUUACGCCACACCGUCCACCAACAACCUUCGUCUGUGGUCUAGCAAAGCCUCGAGCGGCGAAUUUGAUUUCCAAAAGUUCAACAGUGGAGAGUACGAGAGCUCAGUCGCCGAUCAGCAAAGAGCCGAGACCAUCAGUGCAGUUCUCUACCCCAACGACAACCUGGAGAGGGGUAAGGAGCUGCGUCUCAAGCAGCAAUACUUCUGGGUAGCGGCAUCUUUGCAUGAUAUCGUCCGAAGAUUCAAGAAGUCAAAGCGUUCUUGGGGCGAGUUCCCUGACCAAGUGGCUAUUCAGCUCAACGAUACUCAUCCGACGCUUGCCAUUGUUGAGUUACAAAGAAUUCUAGUGGACCAAGAGCAUCUCGAGUGGGAUGAAGCUUGGAAGAUUGUUACAUCAACUUUCGGCUAUACAAACCACACCGUUCUUCCAGAAGCACUCGAGAAGUGGUCUGUCGGGUUGUUCCAGCACUUACUGCCCCGCCACUUACAAAUCAUCUACGAUAUCAACCUCUUUUUCUUGCAACAAGUUGAGAAGAGCUUCCCUAAUGACCGCGGAAUCCUCAGCCGGGUAUCCAUUAUCGAAGAGUCUCAGACCAAGAUGGUCCGCAUGGCGUUCUUGGCCAUUGUUGGAUCCCACAAGGUCAAUGGUGUUGCCGAGCUCCAUUCCGACCUUAUUCAAACCACCAUCUUCAAAGACUUCGUAGCUAUUUUUGGGGCUGACAAGUUUACAAAUGUGACGAACGGUAUCACGCCGCGUCGAUGGCUACACCAGGCAAACCCUCGAUUGUCUGAAUUGAUCGCAAGCAAGACCGGAGGUCAUGAGUUCUUGAAGGAUCUAACAUUGCUGAACAAGAUCGAGCAAUACGCAGAUGACAAGGCGUUCAGGAAGGAAUGGGCAGAAAUCAAGUACGCCAACAAAGUACGACUGGCACGAUACAUCAAGGAUACUCUUGACGUCACGGUGAACCCGGCUGCUCUUUUUGAUGUUCAAGUCAAACGAAUUCAUGAGUACAAGCGCCAGCAGCUGAAUAUUUUCGGUGUCAUUCACCGAUACUUGGCGUUGAAGGCCCUGAGUCCCGAAGAGAGGAAGAAGCAGCUGCCGCGUGUUUCCAUCUUUGGCGGGAAAGCGGCUCCCGGUUACUGGAUGGCUAAGCAAAUCAUCCACUUGAUCAACAAUGUCGGUGCUGUUAUCAACAACGACCCUGAAAUUGGUGACCUGCUUAAGGUCAUCUUCCUGGAAGACUACAAUGUCAGCAAGGCCGAGAUGAUCGUUCCAGCCAAUGAUAUUAGCGAGCAUAUCUCAACUGCUGGUACUGAGGCGUCAGGUACCAGUAACAUGAAGUUUGUACUGAACGGUGGCUUGAUUAUUGGUACUUGUGAUGGUGCAAAUAUUGAGAUUACUCGUGAGAUCGGCCAAGAAAACAUCUUCCUCUUCGGCACGCUUUCGGAAGAUGUCGAGGAUCUGCGACAUUCGCAUACAUAUGGCGCGCACCAUGUCGACUCCAAUCUUAAUAAGGUGUUCGAAGCAAUUCAAAGCGGCAAAUUCGGCGAGCCUAACGAUUUUGGCGCAAUGAUUGCCGCCGUCCGCGAUCAUGGCGACUACUACUUGGUAUCUGACGACUUUGAGAGCUACAUUGACACACAGAAGAUCAUCGACAACGAAUACCGAAACCAGGAUGAGUGGGUCACCAAAUGUAUCCGCAGCGUGUCUAGGAUGGGCUUCUUCAGCUCUGAUCGAUGCAUCAACGAAUAUGCUGAAGGCAUCUGGAAUAUCGAGCCCUUGGUUGUCAAGAACUAA
This is a messenger RNA of Truncatella angustata, 2661 nucleotides long. Its product is annotated as glycosyl transferase. Gene Ontology annotation, cellular component: cytoplasm. The coding region runs from base 1 to 2661 and encodes 886 amino acids. Lineage: Eukaryota; Fungi; Ascomycota; Sordariomycetes; Amphisphaeriales; Sporocadaceae. The record is from RefSeq and is a predicted model, not a curated record. Gene Ontology annotation, biological process: glycogen catabolic process. The transcript has 6 exons. Gene Ontology annotation, molecular function: pyridoxal phosphate binding; glycogen phosphorylase activity.